Messenger RNA from Jatropha curcas, 3011 nucleotides. Its product is annotated as putative protein phosphatase 2C 33. Gene Ontology annotation, molecular function: protein serine/threonine phosphatase activity. Gene Ontology annotation, biological process: protein dephosphorylation. The record is from RefSeq and is a predicted model, not a curated record. NCBI's taxonomy places the organism in Eukaryota, Viridiplantae, Streptophyta, Magnoliopsida, Malpighiales, Euphorbiaceae.
AAAGUGACAGACAGAGGGAGAGAGAACACUUCUCUCUCUACUUUCUCUCUCUAGAAUUGUCUUCCCUUCUCUCUCUGAGUCAUUUUUAAGAGCGGUCUUUAUGCAAUUUUCGUGUUCUCUUAUGUGUUAGUGGUUCCUAUUAUUUCUCCUAAUUCAGUUCUUGCUUACCAUUCCUGGUUUCCUACCCACAUACACUCUCUCUUUCUCUCCAAAACCAAUUCACUUCCUCUCUAAAAUUCAAUUUGCCUUUCCAAAAUCCACUGUCUACCCUUUUCUUUAUUGUCUUGCCCUCCCCAAGUAGUGUGUUUUUAUGCCAAGCAUUGAACUUUGUACAAAAUUUAUUACAGCAUAAUUGGAUUCUUUUCGCCCAUCUGUAUCAAUCAAAGCUUGAUCUGGACAAGAAAUGGUGUGUUGGUUUUUCUAGUGAGGAUUUGAAGCUCAAUUUUGUUGGAAUUUAUGAGAGUAUUGUGAUUUGGAUCGAGGUUGGUGAGCAACAAUUGUCAAAUUAAGCACCUUUUGAUUUCUUAUAUUAAAGGGUAUUAUUUUUUUUUGGAGUUAUUGCACGUUAAGAUUUGAAAAAGUAUUUUCUUUGUAAUAGAUCUUCCUAGAUUAGAUCUGGUCUUUAUGACAUAUAUGCCUUUUUAGCUUUUGUUUAUGUAAGUGAAUAUAAAAUGAAAAAGAGAGAGUGAAGAUUCUUAUCCAAUUUUCUCUGCUUCAACAACAAAAAAAAGUCAUUGAAAAGUGUCUUUCCUUCAAUACUAAGCAAAAUCUUUGGCAAAUUCAAUUCUAUUCUCGCUUCUCUGUGGAUUGCGUGAUUCAAACAUCUCGAGGUGGCUUUUGGGCAAAUCUAUGCUAAAGUUGGAUUGUCAGGCACUGACUUCAAAGGAGGUUGAGGGUGAAUUCAAUUGGUUUAGUAGGCUGUGAAUUUGAAAGAGUUAGAAUCAAUUUGGUCAAAGAUUGGUAUUUGAUUAAUACAAGGGUGAAUUUGGUUGACCAAUCCCAUCAUUGAUCUGUGAAUUUGAUUGACCAAUCCCAUAAUUGACCUGGGAGUUAAAAGAGGACUCUUAGGAUCUUCACCAACCAUUUCUGACGGAUCCGCCAUCUGAAAACAGCGGGUGCUAUUGUCCGGCUGGUCUGGAGUGCAUAUUAAAUAUUAUCAGGGCCCUCAGGAUGGGGUCCUGCUUGUCUGCAGAAAGCAGGAGCCCUCGCCCUGGUACACCUUCCUCUCCUGGUUUUGGGAUCAAGAAGAGAAGGAACCCAAAGCGGCGGCCAGGGUCACGGAAUUCUUCAUUUGACUAUCGAAGGGAAGAGCCGCUACAUAGGAUUCCUGGAAGGUUGUUUCUGAAUGGGUCCAGCAAUAUUGCUUCGCUGUUUACCCAACAAGGCAAGAAAGGAACUAAUCAGGAUGCCAUGAUUGUUUGGGAGAACUUUGGAUCAAGGACAGAUACAGUGUUCUGUGGAGUUUUUGAUGGCCAUGGUCCAUAUGGUCAUAUGGUUGCUAAAAGAGUGAGGGAUCAUCUUCCCCUGAAACUGAGUGCUCACUGGGAAGUGAAUAUAACCAGUGAGGAUGUUCUCAAAGAGAUUAGCGUGAAUACUACAGCAAGCAUGAACUCUGAAGACCAGUCCUUUAUAUCUGCUGAUGAAGAAUCUAGGGCCUCUUUAGAUCUUGAUGAACCUGAAAAACAACCAGAGAUUUUUCAGACACUGAAAGAGUCAUUUCUCAAGGCUUUCAAGGUCAUGGAUAGGGAACUGAGAGUGCAUGCAAAUAUUGAUUGCUAUUGUAGUGGGACGACAGCAGUUACAUUGAUCAAGCAGGGUCACUAUCUUGUUGUUGGGAAUGUUGGGGACUCCAGAGCUGUACUGGGUACGAGGGACAAGGAUGAUUCUCUUGUCGCCAUUCAGUUGACCGUUGAUCUCAAGCCAAAUCUUCCAGCGGAAGCGGAAAGAAUACGGAAGUGUAAAGGGCGAGUUUUUGCUCUUCAGGAUGAACCUGAGGUGGCAAGAGUGUGGUUACCAAACAAUGACUCUCCUGGCCUGGCCAUGGCACGAGCUUUUGGAGAUUUCUGCCUGAAGGAUUUUGGUCUUAUCUCUGUCCCUGAUAUCUCCUGCCGGCGGCUAACUGAGAACGAUGAGUUUAUAGUUUUGGCCACUGAUGGGGUUUGGGAUGUUCUAUCAAAUAAAGAGGUGGUAGACAUUGUAGCAUCAGCCCCAACACGUUCCUCCGCAGCAAGAGCCUUGGUUGAAUCAGCUGUUCGGGCUUGGAGAUACAAGUAUCCAACCUCGAAAGUCGAUGAUUGUGCUGUAGUUUGCCUCUUCCUUGAUACUAACAAUUUAUCUACUGCUUCCAAUGCCAAUUCAAAAGAGCAGCCUACUACGGUAGAGCAAGCUGACAUUGGUAAUCAGAAAGAGGUUGAUCCCUCCGGUCCUAUUGGGCUAGGCCGUUCAGGUACUGUGAGGACCGGGAAAGAGGUACUAUCAGAAGGAAAUGCAGAAGAAGAUUCCUCAAAGAAAGAAGAAGCACAAUUGGAAUGUGGGAUAGAGUGGUCUGCUUUGGAAGGAGUCUCCCGCGUUAAUACCCUACUAACUUUGCCAAGGUUUGUGCCUGGAAAGGAAGAUAAGAAGGCUGCCGGAGAGACCAAAGCUUGGAAAGGACGGUAAAAAGAAAAGGAAAAGGUUUUGUUAGUCCUGGAUUUUCUUAAUUAAUUUCUAUUCUUUCAUUUUCCUUAUUUCUGCAUGGUUUAUUUUUUGACAGAAGGGGGGAAAAGAUUUGUAGGGCCAUUAAAAUUAAAAUGUUAAAUUUGGACAGGAGAGGUGGGGCCCGGCUAUAUUAGUGUGUCUGGGAAAUAGUCCUUUCUCUCUCUAGUGUGGGUAGAAUUGGAAUUUUGUAAAAUCCAACUCUCCGUCAAUUUUUUUUUUUUCUGGUUUCAAAUGGCAUAAUGUGUGAUCUGUUGGUUUUUGUCUAUGUUGUUGAUAAUAAUAUGUGAAAGUGAAGCAUCAUUCAAGCUUUGAUU